Acytostelium subglobosum LB1 is the source of this 4011-nucleotide messenger RNA. RefSeq lists its product as hypothetical. Bases 1 to 4011 code for a protein of 1336 amino acids. The transcript is spliced from 2 exons. The record is from RefSeq and is a predicted model, not a curated record. Lineage: Eukaryota; Evosea; Eumycetozoa; Acytosteliales; Acytosteliaceae.
AUGAGGUUGGUGUCUAGUACACCCACUGCAUCAGUGUUUGAAAGGAAUGGGAUGAACUUUAUUAAUAAUUAUAUUCCAAAGGGCUUCGGACCUGGUUUCAACAUAUGGAUCAAGGACAGUCCGGGAAUCCUGCCAGAUAAGUUCCGUUUCUUCAACUUCCCAUACUCAAAUGAAGCCGAAUUUAUUCAACUUGUUGCCGCCAGUAAUAGAAGUUGUGGAUUUAUCAAGAUUGGUACAAUGGUCCUUGUUAUCAACAUUGGUGCAAUGUCUACAACCCCCUCCCCCGCCCUUUGCCAAGCCUUUGGAACUCUUGGAUGCUCACAGAUCUACCCUGCCGGUACCUCUGGAGCCACCAACUAUUGUAUGAUUGGGUACAAAGGACAAGCACCAGGAUCAGCCCAAGAGUCAUUUGGUGAUGGAUCAACUGGUAAUGUGACAGUGACCGGUACCUACCAGAACUUCUAUGAUUGUACCCGUGUCCUUGGAUUCAGUUACAAUGCUACAACAAGCAAUCCUAUUGGCAACUUGGAUAUCAUGUUGGGCAACAUUCCCAUCUUACCAAACUCCUUCAAACCUUUGGGCGAUGGAAUCAAUGUUGUCACUCUCAACAGUACUCUCUGUCUACAAUACAAACAACAACAAAUAACAAACUUCCCAACGAUGAACUAUGAUGCCAAUGUCUCCAAAGCCCUCGCCCAGUACAUUGAUUCCAUUGCCAAGGGUACAGUAGUGAUGAUCGUUGCUCGUGGAUUGAACCUAUCCAAGACAAGUCUCAACUCUGAUGCCAUUCAGAGUCUUCAAAGAUUGGGCAGUAAGUGCAUCCUGAACUUCAAACAAAAUGACUCAAACGAUUGUUGGUUCAUGUUUUUGAAGAAGGGCACUCCAUCGAUCUAUACUGAGAUGGCAUUCAAUCAUUCAUCACCAUGCACUGCCUCAAUCCAUUACAACUUGAUCAACAAUGAGUUGAUCACUCAGAAUAAGACAGUGAGUGAUGAUGACAUCAACAUCUACGUUGCAACAUCCAAUCCCAUAUAUGCUCCCAUUGGUAUUCAGAACUUCAUCAUCACAGUUGGAGGUGUGCCCGUCACAUUCCAAAGCAAUGCAGGUCUGCUGAUGUGUGCAAUCAGUGAGGUCGAUGGCAAAUUGUACUUUGCUCGUAACUAUGAUGUCAGAAGUACAUCGGUCAAUAGCACGCUUCAAAUGAUCGCUGACAUCAUGUCCAUCUCAGUUGGUACACUGGUUGUCAUCUGCACAGGAGUCCUAAGUCAAGACUUUGCCAUCUCAGACAACCUUGCAUUCGCAAUGACCACAUGUGGCAGCAAAGUGACGGUCAACCCAAUGACCUCAUCAUCGUCAUCUGCAUUGAUUGGGCGGAAGGGAGCACCAUCAGGCUCAGUACCCGAGAUCCUCUCAUUCACAGGACCAGUCUCACUCUUAUCAAACUUCAAGAGACAAUUCAAACCUGUCAAGCCAUACGUCCACAUCAAGGCUGCAUCCAAUGCUACACCAUCAGUUGCACCAGACCCUUCAUACAUCUUCACCAAUGGACUACCUAUCUCUGGUACUUUUGGACCUGGUUUGAAUGUUGUGGCCAUCAAUCCAAUCAACGGAACAGUGAUAUCUUCAAACAACUAUGACACCACUGAUGCCGCUUCCCAACCUCGACCAAGUGGCAAGUUCACCACUGAUAUCACUGCCCUGCCACAAGGUACCAUCGUAGCCUUGUCCACACUUGGGUCUGCGGGUACCUACCUUGGCACUGCCCGAGACACCAUCACCAACUACCUUGGUUCCAAGAUGAUGACAUCUUUCACCUCCAAUCAAUCAUAUUGUAUCGUCUCAACGGUUGGUCUCAACCUCACAGGUGAUACGAGAGUGAUGAGUGAGUGUAUUGCGCCAACCAGUUCAUACACAUCAUGUGACUUUCGAUUCCCGUUGAAGUCACUCUACACAAACACUGGUCUGACCUUCUGUGUCACAUCUGGACAACAGAGUCGCAUCAUGGUCAACAAUCAAUCGGCCCUGCCCACCACAACGAACGGAAUCAACUUAGUCACGGUCGAUCCCGUCAGCGGAGCCGCCAGUCCAUACUAUUUCAACACAUCUGGAUCGGUUGCACAAUGGCAGGUGUUGUACAACUUCAUCCAAGCACUCCCAGUUGGUCAGUUUGUCUUGAUCUCUGUUCAACAAUCGAUGGGAACACCAACAACACCUCAAUCCAAGCGAUACCAGAUGAUGGCUUUGACAAUGAUUGGUGCAUGUCAGUUUAUCUGUGUUGGACCAGAGUCCACUUACUCUGUGAUUGGCACUCGUGGAGCAUGUCCUGGAUCAGCAUUCGAAUCAUUCAAUGGCAAGAGUAUCCAGGUGUGUGUUGGAUCAUGGGAGCCAAAGACACCGACAUCAUUGGUUGGCAGCUCUCAGUAUGGAAUGAUGCCCUUUGAGGCACCAACCUUCGCCGUGCCUGGGUUGACCAACAUGUAUCAACACGAAUCACCAAUGGCAAUCAUCCCAAGCAACAAAGCAUUUGGCAACAUCUUCAGAGCUGAGCCAGCAUACAAUGGGACACUUCUUCACCCAGCUGGUCGUGUCACCAAGGCUCUCUUGGUGGGUUUGUCAUACUACAACACAGUUGAACAACCCAGUCAAGGCAUCGAGUUUCAAAUCCAAGAACAUGCUCGCGCGCUGGUCCAAGGUGGAUAUGUCUUGCCACAGAACAUCCGUAUGCUCACUGAGGGUUUGACAGAGGUCUCCAACGAUGGAACAUAUGUCAACGGACCAUCAUGGCUGUGCAUCAAGAAUGAGAUUAUCAACUGGUUGGUGGCGGGCGCACAGGCUGGUGACACACUCUACUUUGUGUUCCUCGGUCGUGGCUUCUCGAGCGACACCUACCCAUUUGGAUUGGUCACCAUGAACAAAGACUUCACUGCAGCCGACUACACCAAUUUGACCAUCGAUGACUUCAAGUUCUGUUUCUCCUCACUGGCCGCUGGCGUCAACCUCACAUUGUUGUUGGAUUGCUCAUACUCAUCGGACAUAGUGUCAACGUGGUCACCAGGCAUCCUGACCCAGACCUCAGGACUGUUUGCCACAUCCCCAUACAACAUACUCACGCCAUCAACUCAACAAUCGAUUGGACUUACACCAAUGGUCACUCGCAUCCUCAAAGAGAGUGGAUCAACUCAGUUGACUUAUAAUCAGAUCAUGACGCAAGUGCAGGCAGAGAUGUAUAUUCGUGGAACACCGACGUUGCUCAAUGGCGGAGAUAAAGUGUUCUUGAGUAAUACAUCAACACUACAGAUCCAUCAACAUCAAUCAACAUCUGGCGAUGAGUACCAAUACCGUUACACGACCGACACCAACACGUCGUACCCAUGUAUGAACAUUCAACCUCGUUGGAACGUUUGGGGAUUGGAUAGUGGAGUUGGAGUCCCAUUGUACCAGUUCUCAACCGAUCAUACUGGUGAUGGAUCGAGCAGAUACUAUUUGUCACUGAACAAACAUGAACCUGAUUGGACAUUGAUUGGUGUAGUCGGUCAUGUGUCACCAGUGCAGACCACCAAUUGCAACAAACCAAUCCAUCGAUAUAGUUGCAAAUCAUCAGUCAACAAUGCCAACCUGUUUGCAUUUGAUUCAGAGGCACCUCGCACACAUGGCCGAGGUAAUCAAGUAUGGGUGGACAAUGGUGUUGUGUUCUACGCAAUCGAUCCUGCCCAUUUGGAGACGGAGAAACCGAUUGAAUAUCCUAGUGCGAGGAUCACCUCAAUGAUGGGGUAUUGCGAUGAUGAAGAUGACAACUCUGAUAGUACUGGAGAUCAACAUGAUAUGUCAGUGAAUGAGAGUACUGAUUCAUCAUCAAUGGAUACAUCAGACGAAACAGAUUCGUUUGUAGUUGGAUCCGAUUCAAACAACAACAAUGAUACCAUUAUGCAUCAGGACAAGAUUGAACAACUUCAGAGACAAAUUGAUGAGUUGAAGAGGUCUCUCCUUGCAGCAAAUAAUCCAAUGAAGUAA